This is a messenger RNA of Rotaria sp. Silwood1, 2220 nucleotides long. Lineage: Eukaryota; Metazoa; Rotifera; Eurotatoria; Philodinida; Philodinidae. The record is from the annotation of a GenBank genome assembly.
AUGACACCUCGAUUAUUUUCUCAUCUUCUCAAACAGUACCGUUGGAUACCUUUCCGAACUUUUGCUGUCAAACGAGAAUCCAAACAUUAUCCAUUAGAAAAAAUCCGAAAUAUUGGUAUUUCAGCACAUAUAGAUUCAGGCAAAACAACUUUAUCCGAACGUGUUCUUUUCUAUUCUGGACGUAUUCAAGCAAUGCAUGAAGUGAAAGGCAAAGAUGCAGUAGGUGCAACAAUGGAUUCUAUGGAACUUGAACGUGAACGUGGUAUAACUAUUCAAUCUGCUGCAACCUAUGUUGAAUGGAAAGGUUAUAAUAUUAAUAUUAUUGAUACACCUGGGCAUGUCGAUUUUACAGUUGAAGUUGAACGUUCUUUACGUGUACUCGAUGGUGCUAUUCUUGUUGUAUGUAGUGUCGGUGGUGUACAAUCACAAACAAUAACAGUGAAUAGACAACUUAAUCGAUAUCGUGUACCAUUUCUCACUUUUAUUAAUAAACUUGAUCGUAUGAAUGCUAAUCCUAGUCGAGCAAUGGAUCAACUAAAAUCAAAACUUGGUCAUAAUGCUGCUUUUGUACAAAUUCCUAUUGGUCUAGAAGGAAAUUUCAAAGGAAUAAUAGAUCUUAUUGAACGAAAAGCUAUUUAUUUUAAUGGUCCACAUGGAGACGAAGUAUCUGUAGAAGAAAUUCCUGAACAAUAUAAACAAGAAACUGAAAAUAGACGACGAGAUUUAAUUGAAACCAUAUCAGGUGUUGAUGAUGAACUUGGUGAAAUGUUUCUUAAUGAAGAAACUCCUAAUGAACAGCAAAUUCAUGAUGCUAUUCGUCGUUGUGUAAUAAGUCGUAAAUUUAAUCCAAUAUUUGUUGGAUCAGCUUUAAAAAAUAAAGGUGUACAACCAUUACUCGAUUCUGUUAAUCGUUAUUUACCUAAUCCAGCUGAAGUUGAAAACAUUGCACUUGAUGAAUUAGGAAAAGAAAAAAAGACAAUUAAACUUGAUCCAACACGUUCAUUUGCUGCACCAUUUGUUGGUUUUGCAUUUAAAAUUGAAGCUGGUGGUCGAAAUACAAGUGCAACACAAUUAACAUAUGUACGUGUUUAUCAAGGUGGUGUUAAACGUGGUGAUACACUUUAUAAUAUGCGUACAUUAAAAAGAACACGAGUAUCAAAACUUGUUCGUAUGCAUUCGAACAAAGCUGAAGAAGUUGAUGAAGCUUAUGCUGGAGAUAUUUGUGCAUUUUAUGGUCUUGAUUGUGCUACUGGUGAUACGUUUGUUAAUGAUAAAGCAUAUCAAAUUAGUAUGGAAUCGAUUUUUGUUCCUGAUCCAGUUAUUUCAAUGUCAAUAAAAUGUUCAUCAAGUACUGAUGUCGAGAAAUUUGCUGCAGCUCUUGCAAGAUUUACUCGUGAAGAUCCAACCUUUCGUAUUGUUUAUGAUGAAGAUAAUAAAGAAUCAAUAGCUAUGGGUAUGGGAGAAUUACAACUUGAUAUUUAUGCACAACGUAUUCAACGAGAAUAUGGUGUCAAAAUUGAAAUGGGUAAACCGAAAGUUUCAUUCCGAGAAUCACUUGUUAGUCCUAUUAAAUUCGAUUAUCUUCAUAAGAAACAAUCUGGUGGUGCUGGUCAAUAUGGUCGAGUAAUUGGAAUUCUUGAACCUUUAUCGCCAGAUAAAUUUGCUACUGUUGAAUUUUCGGAUGAAACAUCUGGCACAAAUGUACCAUCACAAUUUAUACCAGCAAUUAAAAAAGGUUUAAUUCGAGCUUAUGAAAAAGGUUCUCUUAGUGGAAAUAAAAUUAGUGGUGUUAAAUUUCGUUUACAAGAUGGUGACAAUCAUAUUGUUGAUUCGAAUGAACUUGCUUUCAUGUUAGCUGCUGAAGGAGCUAUACGACAAACACAAGAAUAUGGUCAAUGGCAAAUAAUUGAACCUGUUAUGCUAGUUGAAAUAAAUGCACCAAGUGAAUUUCAAAGUGCUGUACAUUCAUUAGUUAUUAAACGUUUUGGUAUUGUAUCCGGUAUUGAACCACGUGAAGAUUGGUUUACUAUGUUGGCUGAAAUUCCCCUUAACGAUAUGUUUGGUUUUUCUACUGAUAUUCGGUCGCAUACACAAGGCAAAGGUGAAUUUUCUAUGGAAUAUGUUCGUUAUUGUCCAGUACGACCAGAUGUAUCAAAUAAAAUAAUUCAACAAUAUCAAGAAAAUCUUGACCAACCACAACAACAACGACGAAAAAAUUAA